Molecule: messenger RNA, 459 nt
Organism: Alternaria burnsii
Lineage: Eukaryota; Fungi; Ascomycota; Dothideomycetes; Pleosporales; Pleosporaceae
Product: 40s ribosomal protein s19
Exons: 5
Coding region: 1-459 (152 amino acids)
Biological process (GO): ribosomal small subunit assembly; translation
Cellular component (GO): ribosome; cytosolic small ribosomal subunit
Molecular function (GO): RNA binding; structural constituent of ribosome
Source: RefSeq, a predicted model, not a curated record
AUGCCCGGUGUAGGAGUCAAGGACAUCGAGUCCCACAAGUUCGUCCAAGCCUACGCGGCUUUCUUGAAGCGCCAGGGAAAGCUCCCCAUGAUGAAGCCUGAAUCCCGCUGGGUUGACACUGUCAAGACAAGCCACUCCAAUGAGCUUCCUCCCCAGGACAUCGACUGGUUCUACGUCCGCGCCGCUGCCGUCGCCCGCCACGUCUACAUGCGCAAGACUGUCGGUGUAGGCCGUCUCCGCAAGGUCCACGGAUCCACCAAGAACCGCGGCUCGCGCCCCUCCCACCACGUUGACGCCUCCGGCUCCGUCGACCGCAAGGUCAUGCAGGCUCUUGAGAAGAUUGGUGUCCUUGAGCAGGACGAGGACAAGGGUGGCCGCCGCAUCACACAAUCUGGCCAGCGUGAUUUGGACCGUAUCGCCCAGACCACCCUCGAGGCUGAGGAGGAGGAUGACGAGUAA